Lacerta agilis (Sand lizard) is the source of this 2561-nucleotide messenger RNA. RefSeq names its product gamma-secretase activating protein (gene GSAP). The record is from RefSeq and is a predicted model, not a curated record. The coding region runs from base 13 to 2553 and encodes 846 amino acids. The transcript has 31 exons. Gene Ontology annotation, biological process: positive regulation of amyloid-beta formation. Lineage: Eukaryota; Metazoa; Chordata; Lepidosauria; Squamata; Lacertidae. Gene Ontology annotation, cellular component: trans-Golgi network.
GCAGGAGGGGCGAUGCUGCUCCAGCUGAGCGCCCAGUUUGAUCCUCAGAGAGAUGUGGGGCCCUGGCUUUCGGAGCAAGCUGAGCUGCUGGGAGACGCUAAUGUUGAUAUUUUGGGGAAUAACUUGGAGACACUCCACACAGUUAAUGUUGAAAGAAAUGGAAAUGUUAUUUAUACCUGGAAGGGGAUUCAGGGGCACACCUAUAUUGGAUUGUAUGAGCCCAGUAGUCAAAAGAACCAGCACUUAUAUACUUUUGAAAAGGACUUGCACAUGAUCAGCUGCUCUGUCAACAGUGAGAAGACAUUGCUGGCGGUCAGUUUUCUCCAGUCAACAACGGAAGAAAGAACAAAUCUCUCGUUUCCCCCAGCGUCUAAAUGUCUGACCUUGCUGAUUGAAAUUCACCCAGUAAAUAAUGUGAAAGUUUUAAAGGCUGUGGAUAGCUGGAUCAGAGUGCAGUUUGUUUAUCCAGUUGCAGAAACAAUUACUUCUCCAGCAAGCUACCUCUUGCUCAUUUCAGAAGAUAAAUAUAUUGAAAAAAUCGACAUCAGAGUUGUCAGAGAAGGAGACAGUGUGAUGAUAGAAAAUGCAAGCCAGCUUUCAAGACAAAGAAUUGUUGAUGAUAUUGUUUGGGCCCAGUGGGAUAUGCUGGAGCAAACACUAUUUUACAUUGCCUCAAAGGAAUCAAGGGACACACUACAUUGCGUCCAGUUUUAUCCUGAUAAAAACUUUAAACUAAUACUUGAAACACCUUUGGAUAUCAGCUUGGAUGACAUAGGAUUAAAAUCUGUGAAUUUGGAUUUUAACUAUUCUCAAGACCAAGAGAUGGCAUCUAAACCUUUGGAUAUUCAAGUUUUAACCAGUGAAUCAGGAUGUCUCUGCAUAUGCUGUAACCUUGUUCCUGUUAGUCCUGAAGAAGUAACAUACUCCGUGUCCUUUUUACAUAAAGGUUAUAGUAAAAUGUACACUAUUACUCUGGAAAGAGGGGAUUCCUCAGAAGUGAAAGAUCUUACUUUUUUAAAUCUUGACUAUUAUGUGGCUGCCUACUUACCCGGACACUUCCUGCAUCUUCUCAACACUCGGCAUCCUGACCUGAUGUGCUAUAACUUCUUUCUAACAGGUGGGAAUGCAAAAAUCAAUAGCUUGCACACAAAUGCCCUCCUUUCCCCUCUCAAGUCAAUGGUCUUGGAUCGCAGCACAGGAAGCAUAUUUACUGUUGAAAUAAACAGGCAGGCCUUGCUGCAGUUUCUGUGGAACAGCAAGCUGGAUAACGACAGACUGGCAGCUCUUCACUGUUUACUUCUGUAUAUUGGAAGCACUAAGGAAUUGGAAACCCAGAUUAUCCAGUGGAUUAUUGAGAACACAGCCACUUGUUUUACAUUUGACCCCAUACAGGAACUUAUCAUUGCUUCUUUGUACUGGAGAAUGUGUCUGAAGGCCAGCAAACUGGAAAGCGUUUUACCAUAUACACCACUGCUGUACUGGAAUGAGGAUAUCCCUGGAAUCGUAUGCAGAACACACAUUAUCUCACUACCUGUGUUAAAGGUACAGAAGUGCAAAGGCUUCUGGGAAAAGCUAGGUUCACGCUUGGAAAGCUCCAGGUGUUUUGACCCACAAAUGUGUUUCAACAGCAAGCUGCUUAGGCUGGAACGGGACAAACUGCUUUCAGAUGAGAGAACUGAAGAGAGAACAACAUACACGGAAAGCAUGCUUGAAAACGCAAAGAAAGUGUUUUCCAGCUUGAAUAAAUGGAACACAGAAGAAAAUAGGGUUCCUCUCUUCCAGGAAGAAGAUUACCAGCAACAGUUGCUAACAGGACUGAUGGUAGCACAGUUGAAAGAUCACCUCACAAGGCACCUGCAGCAUGUUGGCAAAAAGAAGAUUGACCAAAUAGCUGUGGAUUAUGUUUCGAAAUCGCUGGAUCUAAUAUGCUUGAUAAUGGAGAACGUUUGGAAGAAAUACAGUCUUGGUCCCUGGAUCUUCUCAUGUAGGCAGGAAGGAAGAUUGGAUGAGAUGGUCGUAUUCUGUAUCAUGUGUCAGAUUCUACAGGCCACCAGUGGAAUGUGCAUGCCUUUGCCUCCUGGAUUUCAUACUCUGCAUAUAGCGCUGGGCAUCCAAUGUCUCCCUUUGCAUGCACUCUUGCAUUACAUUGACCAUGGAGUGCUACAUUUGACGGAGAAGUGUGUAAUGAAACUUUUGAAAGAGCUGGACAACACCGAAAAGAACGAAAAGCUCAAACUGAGUGUCCUCAUAAGGCUUCCUGAGGCAAUUGGUCGUCAGGUUAGUCAACUCUGGAAUCACCCUGUAAGCACCAACAGUAUUGCAAGGAACUAUGUUAAACUCUUGCUUGAGAAACUCAGCAAUAAGCAGUACAGUAUGUUAGUUAUGGAGAGUUCGAUACCUCAAAUAGAGUUUCUUCCGCUUAACUACUUGGUCAAUAUGUUGGCAGAGGUGGAGAGUCAAGGAUGGAUGACUUCCGUGGCACAGGAUGACAUGAAUGCAAGAUGUGUGGAAGCAUUGGCACUGAAGCACACAACUCGACUCUUAGGUCUUUAGUGAAACUU